Molecule: messenger RNA, 1128 nt
Organism: Anopheles darlingi
Lineage: Eukaryota; Metazoa; Arthropoda; Insecta; Diptera; Culicidae
Gene: Fer2LCH
Product: soma ferritin
Exons: 2
Coding region: 209-940 (243 amino acids)
Biological process (GO): iron ion transport; intracellular iron ion homeostasis
Cellular component (GO): cytoplasm
Molecular function (GO): ferrous iron binding; ferric iron binding
Source: RefSeq, a predicted model, not a curated record
CGCUCAUUUAUUGCCGUUCCCGAGCCCACAGCAGCAAGACGCAAAUCGUGAUCCGUGUCAAGUGAAAAAUUGCAGCGAAUUCUCGCUGGUUUCUGAAGGAAGAUUAUCGUUUCUACUGAAGUUGUGCGGGAAGAUUUUUGUCGAAUCAAGAAGGUUCACAAAGUCUUUGGUUUUUGAUCGUUGGUUCGUGCGACUGUGACAAGCGAAAAUGGCAAAAUUUAACAACGCAAUAGUGUUCGGAAUCGUUCUCAUCUUCGCAUCUGCCUUCGCCGCGUCUGACAGCGGUGCUUGUGAGGCCGAUGUUGAGGAAUGUAAUCCCAACUACUCCAGCUUCCUGAACCACGGUGGCAAGACGGUGGAAAAUGAUCUGCGGAAGUACACCAGCCAACUGGUGGACAAAUCUUACCGCUUCCUCGUCCUAUCUUCCGUGUUCAACAAGUACAGCCUUGACCGCCCCGGAUUCGAGAAGCUGUACCGCAAGUUUAGCGACAAAGCCUGGGCCGAUGCCAUCGAUUUGAUCAAAUACCAGAGCCGCCGUGGAUCCUUUGGUUACCUGGUCAAUCCGAAAUCGAGCGAACAGGUAUCGAACGAGCAGGCUAAGAUCCUGAGCCGACCUGGAAACUACAGUACCGUGUUGGACGUCAAUGAGCUCAGCUCCCUGCAGUUCGCCCUGGAGUACGAGAAGGCGUUGGCCCAGGAAGCGCACGCCAUCCAUCGCAAGGUUUCGCAUGCGGCACACAAGGCCGGCGGUGGCGACUACUAUCACUACGAUCCGGAUGCAGCCCACUACUUGGACGAAAACAUUAUCGAGUACCAGUCGGGCACCGUGCGUGAUCUUGCUGGGUACAUCCACAAUCUGAAGCACUUCUCAAGAAACUCGCAAGGUGCAAGCGAUCUGGGAGUGCAUCUGUUUGACGAAUUCCUGGCCAAGGCUGAGUAAAAGCUCGGGUAGCUCUGCUAGCCUAAAGUAAAAUAAAUGCAUAGCGUUUCAUGAAAUUCCCACUCUGUAGCGCAAUGUUGCAUUCAAAUAAAUCCAUUGUAUUUUUGUGAUCUAGUGAGGAUAGUGGUGUGAUUGGUCAAGAAUGAGCUAUUGAAAUAAAGAAUCCAGCUCGGAACAGGUACACAACA